AUGUUUUCAACAACCAACGAUUAUCAACGUUCUUAUUUGACAAAGAGGUCAUCGAAGGAAAAGACUAGUUAUACAUGUAUUACUUAUGUUGAUGAACCGAUGAAAUAUAGUAUCGCCGAAUCGAAACGCUUGUUGCAUGUCAACGAGGACGGUUUUGGAAUUAUCAAUGAAUUCGGGAAAUCAUAUAAUGUUCAUGUAGAACAAACAGGUACGCAAGCAUCAAUGGAGGGUUAUGGUCUAUUACUAGAACGAGCAAUGAAAUCCCAGAUGCAUGAAGAAGUUCCAUCUGACUGUGAAGAUUGGAAAAUAAAAAAACAAAAAGAAACUCGAUUGAAAAAUUCAACACCAACUCUGACAUCAAAUCCAGUAUCGACCAUACGUGAAGAACGACAAACGACUUCUUCAAAAGAAAUGUUAUCUAUUAUUGUUGCUGACGAUGAGAUAUCAACUAUAAAUGAGAAAUCUGCUAAAGAAAAAUUAUCUUCAUUAUCUUGCCAGUAUGAUUCUAUCAAUGUUAAAUCUGUGUCGAGCUCAAAAAUUCGAGUAUUAGCAGAACGUGAACAGUGUUCGCCAAAUUUAGAUAAUGAUGAAGUAGAAGAAGAAAAACAAUUAAGUUUAUCAUCUGAUGAAGAUGAUUUCGAUGCAAAUGUGUCGUCGAAUUCAAUGAAAAAUCAACACAAAUCAUCUUUUUCAAAAAAACGUUCAACGACACAAACAGCAAAACUUCCGAUCAGAGAUCGUCACAGGGCAUUUUUUUCUGCCCUGCCCUGCCCUGCCCUGUGCCCUGCUUCUCUCUGCCCUGACCUGUCCUGCCCAGAUACCCAGGGCAGGGCAGGGCAGGGCAGGGCACAGGGCGAAGUAUAUCACUAA
Molecule: messenger RNA, 870 nt
Organism: Rotaria socialis
Lineage: Eukaryota; Metazoa; Rotifera; Eurotatoria; Philodinida; Philodinidae
Source: the annotation of a GenBank genome assembly